UGAGGCGCCGGGAACGCCUUCUGGCAAACGGUGCCAGAUUCUGGAAUGCGUCCUCAAGGCCAAAAGCAGUAAAACAGAAAGAAGGAAGGGAAAAAAAAAAAAAAAAAAGAAGGGAUUUCUGGCUGAUUGCUGACGUCUCUGCUGCAGGGUUUGCCUGCUGGAGUGCAGCGUUCGGGAGGUGAGGACGGUGGUGGCGUCCGUCCUGGAGAAAACUCUGGAGAGCGCACUGCACUUCGGAGACCCGGGCCUGGACAGCCUGACCGACGCCUUGCUGUCGCUGCUGGACAAAGACGUUCCUGAGAACGUGAAAAACUGUGCCCAGUACUUCAACCUCUUCAGUAACUUUACCCAGAGGGGUUGCGGCCCCUGCCAGCUGCUGUUGAAGCACUCAGCCUACCGUCGGAUGCUCAUCUUCCUGUUGGGACCCAACAGGCAAAACAACCAGAACCGGCGGUGGAGUCCGGCUCAGGCCCGGGAGUUCCUCCACCUCCACAGCAGCCUGGCGCUCAUGACGCUGCACUCUGACCUCAGCCCCCAGCGGACCCUCGCUCCUGGGGGAUCCAAGCUGCCAGCGAGUAGCGUCCACUCCUCCGGCCCGCUCCUCCCACUGCACUCGGACAUUCUCGCCUCUCUCUUCACUCCGGAGGGACAGCCUUACCUUCUCGAGGUGAUGUUUGCGAUGCGCGAGCUGUCGGGGCCGCUGUCUCUUCUGAUAGAAAUGGUCACCUACUGCUCAUACUGCAAUGAGGGCUUUUCGCUGGGAGUGCUGCAGCUACUCAAGAGUCAGAUGGAGACGGCUCCGCCUCACGAGCUGAAGAACGUUUUCCAGAUGCUGCAGGAGAUACUGGUUGUUGAAGACCCUCUGCAGUCCCAGAGGCUCAAGUACGCCUUUGAGUCGGACAAUGGCCUGUUAGCUUUGAUGCACCAGAGCAACAAUGUGGACAGCAGGCGCUGCUACCAGUGUGUGAAGUUCCUGGUCACACUAGCUCAGAAGUGUCCUCCAGCCAAAGAUUACUUCAAAGAUUUGUCUGGCCACUGGAGCUGGGCCGUGCAGUGGUUGCAGAAAAAGAUGACUGAACAUUACUGGACUCCCCAGAGUAACGUCUCCAAUGAGACGUCCACCAAUAAAACCUUCCAGCGCACCAUUUCUGCACAGGACACCUUGGCCUACGCCACGGCAUUGUUAAACGAGAAGGAGCAGUCUGGCAGCAGCAACGGCUCCGACGGCAGCCCGGCGAAUGAAAACGCAGAGCGCAGCCUCCGACAGGGCUCAGAGUCUCCCAUGAUGCUCGGCGAUUCAAAGAGCGAUCUAGAAGACGUGGACUCUUAACUCCUCUGGCUGGCGGGAUGACUCCGGCGGCGGGGCGGCGUCACAGGCUCCAGGCGGCCGGGUCGGAACGGCCUGUGCUGUACCUCUGAUUGGACAGGACUCUCGGAACUCCACAGGAAGCCAAUCAGGACACUUUUAUCUCGGUCGCCAGGGCAACCAAGCAGCUGCAAAUAAAUCAUGAAUUACUUCCUGGCCAAGGCGACAAAUUAUCAUUAAAACGGGGCACCACAGCAAUCGAGUCGGGAAAAUCGCGCUCACGGAUAACUUCAGUUUAUCCUUUUUUUUUUUUUUCUUUUUUCUUUUUUUUUUAUAAAUUCACUCGUAAUGACGUGGAGUUGGAGGACGGGCUCGGGUGGUGUUUUAACGACGUUCUGCUCAUGUUUGCCAAUGUAUUUUUUUUUUAUUGUUUUUGCGACGGGCUUUACUCACGUUGUAAUUAAGAUUUUUUUUUUCCAUAUGUGUAAUUUUCAGUGUAAGAUAGUAUUUUAAAGUCUUCUCCUCCACAGCCAUGCAAAAUGAAGGAGGCGUCCGCUGGCGCUGCUCUAGAGCGCGCGCCCAGAGGAACUCACAGGCGCGCGCUUGUACAGAAACACCUCCACACUCACGAGCUCCUGGGAGGACGGGGCGGGUGGGGUUCAGUAUGCACUUUAUAGUCCAAGCCCAGGCUAUUGUGAUGUACAGCAGCACGGGUCAGUUCCUCCAGAGCCACUUAGCGCAAUUCUCUUCUUCUGCUUUUUUUUUUUUCUCGGUUUUAACAAUGUUUGCAGUGCCACUUACUCAAGCCGCUCUCCCUGUGACUGGACCUUUGACCCCGGAGCCACAGGGGACCCCUGUGCGUGUCAGGAUCAGGACAGAUCUCAAACUACCAGUGCCAUAGUCAGCACUCACCCCAACCCCUCACAUUUUGUAUUUUUCUCUGCCCGGGACAGGGAGCCUCAUGUGCCGAUUUUUAUUUAAAUUUUUUUUUUUUUUUUUUUCCAUCACUACGUUUUUCAUUUUUUCUUUUGGUUUUGGAUCUUCAGCCUUAUGCAACCUGAUCUGGACAGGCCACUGGUGCCGACUGAAGGGGAAGCUCAGGAGCACUUUUUUUUUAUUUUUUUAUGUUUUACUGUUUUUGCUUUCAGGUGCCAAUGGGUUACACAUCCACAAACACACACAUGCACAAGAAGAAUGACUCAUUCAGUUCGCUCACAUAUAUGCACAUCAGUCCUUUUCACUUCGUCGUUACCAAUGCUCUGGUGGCUUUCUUGUUUUGUUUUUCCUUUUGCUUUGCCUUUCUUCGUCUGUCUGCCUUUCUAAACACUCACAUGUAGCUUCUAGUGUUCACACUGCGUUACCUUCAUCCUCCACCUCCCCCAUCCCCCAAUCAUCGGGAGUCUUAAAGUGCCUUAUUCUCCCGAUGUACACGCCACCCUCACAUGCUCAGUCAACGCCUUGCUUCAUGCGCGUCUCCUGUAGGAGCGCUACAGGGCUCGCUUCAUCUCCACACCUGUCCCAGUCCGAACAGGGAAAGUUCACCUCUGUGUGUCGUGAUAAAGGAUAUUUGUGAAUGUAGCUGACGGAGGGGGGGGAGGAGGUGGUGUACACAGGGUUCCGGUGAUGGUAAAAAAAAAAAAAAAAAAAAAAGAAAAAAUUUAAAAAAAAAAUGCUGCUUCUUUUCACUCUGUUCCCAGGCAGUAGAAACUGGCGUAGUUUAGAGGAACACCUUUCCACUCAGCUAGCUUAGCAGGUCAGCUAUCAGCUUUAACAGGUCAAUGUUUACAGUGUGAGGACCCCACGGUAUGAGGCAGCCAGGCAAACUGACAUUUCUGUUGAACUCACCGAUGCUCCUCUGCGGCCUAAAAGGGGAGGAAAACGCAGCUCGCGCCCCCACCACCCCUCCCUCCUCUCGGUCUCAUUAGUUGUGAAUGUCACGGCGUGCUUCUCCGGCACGGUUUGCAUGUGUGGUGGUGAAAGUUUGUGCUUUUUUUUUUUUUUUUUUUUUUUCCCCCUCCUUCUUCAUCUUCAGCGUGACGGAACAAAAAAAUCAGCCCCCCGUGUUGUUUGCUGUGUGAUUCGGUAUCAUUAGCACUUAGUGGCACGAGCGAGGCCGCUCCGACUGCGCGGCUCGUUCGCGAGGAAGCUGCGUUUGCGGUAUUGUGCCAAGCGACAGCGUGGUCAUGGCAACGCGGGCUGCGCCCUGCUGAGGAGUGAGUCUCGGGCCUCCUCUACACCAACACAACUAUUUAAAGACAGGGCAGGUGGUUUGGAGACAAAGUCUUUUGUUUUAUUGUGGGGAUGCAGGGAGGGACGAGCAAGUGCGUGGGGUUGGGACUUGGCAUCCAUACGGGUUUUUUACUGUGUUUUCGAUUUUGAGAGAGUUCACUUCCGACAACGCAGCAAUCUGUAACGCAUGUUAAAACUCGAUUUUAAUUUGUACAUCAGAGUUUGAUUAAGGGGAAAUUUGAUAUAAAAUAAACUGGAAUGCACAACCUUU
Poecilia latipinna (sailfin molly) is the source of this 3806-nucleotide messenger RNA. Its product is annotated as ubiquitin carboxyl-terminal hydrolase 24-like. The coding region runs from base 404 to 1330 and encodes 308 amino acids. The record is from RefSeq and is a predicted model, not a curated record. NCBI's taxonomy places the organism in Eukaryota, Metazoa, Chordata, Actinopteri, Cyprinodontiformes, Poeciliidae. The transcript is spliced from 12 exons.